AUGUAUGUCUCCGCCUCGCCAACAUGCCCAGGUAACAAUAUAACCAUCCGGGAUUCAGUAACGGGGCAUGUUCAGUGCCAGAAAUGCCUCGUAUGUCCAGCGGGGCAGGGCCUCUCUGUGGACUGUGGUGAUGUAAUUACACCACAGACAGCCAUAGUUUGUAAGCCGUGUGAACAAGGGAUAACUUAUUCAUCCAAAAGCGAGGCUGGUGCAUGUAAGACUUGUACGAAUUGUGGAGAAUAUCGAGAGACCAUAAAAUCUUGUACUCUGACUUCUAAUGCAGUGUGUGGGAAGAACUGCAAGCUUGGAGCUUACCCGGAAGGUAUGCUCGGCACGUGUAGACCAUGUUCAGCUUGUUGUAACGACGGAAACGAUAUCUUCGAGCCACACUGCCAAGUGCCAAGGGUGCCAAAAAAUAAACAAUGCAGUGAGCUGAGAUCAGAGAAGUGCAGCAAGAAGAUAACUUCUGCAAGAGUCAACACAACGGUGGAGGAGAAUCACCCAGCUUCAUCACCAUCAACCCACACAGGAUUACGAAUGUCCCCCCCGGUUACAAGGCGCGCUGCACAGGAUUCAGCCUCCACAAACGAUGCCUCUCUAUCAAAUGGUGUGAUAAUUGGUGUUGUAGUUGGCGCUGUAUUUGUGGUUUUGAUCCUGCCCACGGUUAUCUAUAUCGUAAAAACAAGGCGCAAAUGGCAACCAUGUGAAAAGGCUGAUGAUAAGGAUCGGGAAAUGCAACAUGCCACGGAGGCCAAAGAAGAAAGUGGUGAAUGUAAUAGAAAAGAAGAGCGUGACGAAGCAGGGUCUCUGGAGCCUUGCAUAGGAGGGGUGGAGGAAACAGGACAACCGGGUUCACAUAGCAGUUCAGGUGAAGUCUUACAAGUAAUAUGUAAGGUCACUAGAUUUACGGUGCCUGAACUAAUUGAAUAA
Pocillopora meandrina is the source of this 930-nucleotide messenger RNA. Lineage: Eukaryota; Metazoa; Cnidaria; Anthozoa; Scleractinia; Pocilloporidae. The record is from the annotation of a GenBank genome assembly.